This is a messenger RNA of Astyanax mexicanus (Mexican tetra), 2069 nucleotides long. RefSeq names its product neuropeptide Y receptor Y8b (gene npy8br). Gene Ontology annotation, molecular function: neuropeptide Y receptor activity; neuropeptide binding. The record is from RefSeq and is a predicted model, not a curated record. Bases 332 to 1468 code for a protein of 378 amino acids. Gene Ontology annotation, cellular component: neuron projection; plasma membrane. Gene Ontology annotation, biological process: G protein-coupled receptor signaling pathway. The transcript has 2 exons. Lineage: Eukaryota; Metazoa; Chordata; Actinopteri; Characiformes; Acestrorhamphidae.
GGGGCUGAGGAGCUGCUGUGGGGGUCGCUGGGGGGGAACAGGGUGGUCGGUGUGGUUGUUGCGCACUUGACAGAGAGGUGCAGGACGGAGGAGCUGCUGCUGCAGCGGAAGGAGGAGAAGAGGAGAGGUGGAGGAGAAGACAGGAGAGGAGGAACAGGUUCCUCUAGACUCAGAGACUUUAGAUCCUGUAGAAGCACAGCCGUCUUUUCAAGUGCCAUGAAAGAAAUGAAAAUGAGUUGUCCUGGGAACUGAGGGAAAAAAAACAGCUGGAAAAAUCAGACCUACAAAUCGGACCAUUCUGAUACAAAUCUGUGCAUAUGAUCAGUUGCUGAUGGAGGGCUCUUACCCUAACAGCACUGGCCACUCUCUAGCAGACUGGGACCUUUGUCCCCCUUCCCUCAGUGGCACCACCUUCUUCAUCGUGGCCUACAGUGCCACACUUGCUGUAGGAUUACUGGGCAACACCUGCCUGGUCGCGGUCAUCCUGCGGCAGAAAGAGAUGCGCAAUGUGACCAACAUAUUCAUUGCCAAUCUUUCGUUUUCCGACAUCCUAAUAUGUAUCUUCUGCUUGCCCCCCACCAUUAUUUACACCCUCAUGGACCGGUGGAUCCUUGGAGAAGCCCUGUGCAAGGUCUCACCAUUCGUCCAGUGCUCGUGUGUCACGGUCUCCAUCUUCACUAUGGUCCUCAUCGCUCUGGAGAGGCACCAACUCAUUAUACACCCCACUGGGUGGAAGCCUGUGGUUGGGCACUCGUAUCUGGCCGUAGCUGUUACCUGGAUAGUGGCUUGCUUCAUUUCCCUUCCUUUUCUCCCCUUUCACGUACUUGAAAACUUGCGAAUCGACAGCCACAACUUCAGUCUUCCUGCCGGCGCAUCCAUCGAUCACAUAGUGUGUAAGGAGGAAUGGCCGUCACCAGGGAACCGGCUAGCCUACGUGACGUCCCUGUUGAUGUUCCAGUACUGCUUCCCACUGGUGCUCAUCACCUUCUGCUACCUGCGCAUCUUCCUCCGGCUCUGUCAACGGAAAGACAUCAUCGAGAGGACUCGAGAUGCACGCCAACGGAAGGCCAAGCACUCCAAGCGAAUCAACAUCAUGCUAGCCACCAUUGUAGCGGUGUUCGCCUUCUGCUGGCUGCCGCUGACAGUAUUCAACACUAUUUUUGACUGGAACCACGAAGCCUUGCCAGUGUGCCACGAUGCGGUCUUUUCCGUGUGCCACCUCAUGGCUAUGGCGUCCACGUGCGUCAAUCCCAUCAUCUACGGCUUCCUCAAUAACAACUUCCAGAAGGAGCUGAAGUCUCUGCUGUACCAGUGUCGCUGUUGGGGUGCACCAGAGAACUAUGAGAGCUUCCCUUUGUCCACGGUCAGCACAGACAUAACGAAGGGCUCUGUGCUAAGCAACGGCUCCGUCAGCAUCAGUGUCUUGCAACAGCAACACGAGAAAGAGAGUUUGGAAAUCAAUGCGUAGUAAACAUCAACUCAAACCAUUAGGUUAAGUUGCAGUUGCCCAUGUUGGUUUAUGCUGGCUUGUAAUUUAAAAAAAAGAUUCAAGAUGGCUUCAUAACCGUAAUGGCCUGGAUGCAGGGAUCAGGCAAAGUCAAAUGCUGUUUGAUUGUCUGGUUUGCAAGUUGAGAACUUGGACUGAAGCUUGUGCAGAAGCUUGUAGACACCAAAAGAAACUUGCAUAAACACAAUGUCUCUAGAACGUUUGAGAGCACCAUAUCGAAAAUGAAGAAUUUUGCUUUAAAAGGAGACAAAGAUAGUAGCAACUUUGUUGUACCAAGGCCUUAAGGUUGCACUGACUCUUUCCUUUCGCCGCAAUGUGUGAUCCCAUCCUAGACAUAGCGUUUGCUAAAAUGGAAGGUGAUUGGCACAUUCAUCACUUUCCUGAUCACUAGAUGCCUCUGAGGUUAGCAAUGUAAAUGUAGGUGUGUUAGAACCAGCAACUUAUACUGUAAAAAGCUGACCUCAAGGAUACGGCCCAUGUACAUAGUCAGAGAUUCCCAUAGUUGUUCUUAGAAUACUUUGCUAUUUUGUGAGACUUGUACAAUAUAUAUGAUCUGUGUGAG